Molecule: messenger RNA, 787 nt
Organism: Tetranychus urticae (two-spotted spider mite)
Lineage: Eukaryota; Metazoa; Arthropoda; Arachnida; Trombidiformes; Tetranychidae
Source: RefSeq, a predicted model, not a curated record
GGUUGUAAAAAUCAUUCAGCUCUUUCAUUCCAAUCCAACCAGAUUAACCAAAUCAACCUUUUCAUUUUACAAAUUUUCUUUGUGUUUCCACAAACCAAUCCAAUCAACAUCAAAAUGAACACUUUCUUCGUUGUCGCUUCACUCCUCAUCGCCUCAGCUUCAGCUGGUUUAGCUCCAACUGGAUACGCUUACCCCGGUGCUCUUGCUUACGGUCAUCAUGCUGCUUACCCAGCAACCUAUGGUUACGCUGCUGCCCCCGCUUACACCAAAGUCUUAGCUGCCCCAUCAUACGCUGCCCCAGUCCAACACUAUGCUGCUGCUCCCGCUUACACUAAGGUCUUAGCUGCUCCAGCUUAUGCUGCCCCUGCUUACGCUCCAGCUUACGCUCCAACAUACGCCAAGGUUGCCGCUCCAGCCUUCUCUUACUCAACCCUCGCUGCCCCAGCAUACAGCAAGGUCUUGGCCGCCCCAACCUACGCUGCCCCCGCUUACACCAAAGUUUUAGCUGCCCCAGCUUAUGCUGCUCCAGUCCAACACUAUGCUGCUGCCCCAGCAUACACCAAAGUCUUAGCCGCUCCAUCAUACGCUGCCCCAGCAUACGCUCAACCUGAAAAUGAAACAUAAAACUGCCAUAGUAGAAUACAUUUUAUAAUUUUAUAUUAACUUCAUUUGUAAUUAAGUUAACUAUAAUUGUUUUUCAAUCAGAUUUUUUAGUGAUACAAUAAAAACAAUUGCAUUGCAAUGCUUUGAAGCCUUCAAUGCUUUUAAGCUCCAAAAAAAUAUAAAA